UUCCAACAUGAAAAUUUACUUCAACUUCAUCAACGAUAUCAACAGUUCCUCGGACCCUUCCCCACAGACCGCCGAUAUGUCGUUGGUGGUGCCAGAAAAGUUUCAGCAUAUCCUGCGUUUGAUGAACACCAACAUUGAUGGCCGGCGAAAGGUUAUGUUUGCCAUGACAGCCAUCAAGGGUGUUGGUCGUCGUUAUUCCAACAUUGUCUUGAAAAAGGCUGACAUUGAUCAGUCAAAGCGCGCUGGAGAGAUGACAGAAGAGGAGGUUGAAAAGAUUGUAACAAUCAUGGGCAACCCUCGCCAAUACAAGAUUCCUGACUGGUUCCUUAACAGACAAAAGGAUAUCAAAGAUGGCAAAUACAGUCAGGUGAUGUCCAAUAAUCUUGAGACCAAGCUGCGUGAAGAUCUUGAGCGCAUGAAGAAGAUUCGUGCUCACCGAGGUCUGCGUCACUACUGGGGUCUGCGUGUGCGAGGUCAGCACACCAAGACCACAGGCCGUCGUGGUCGCACUGUUGGUGUAUCCAAGAAGAAGUAAAAAUAUUAAUAAACAUGUUUCAUCAA
Homarus americanus (American lobster) is the source of this 561-nucleotide messenger RNA. It is a transcript of the gene RpS18, whose product is annotated as 40S ribosomal protein S18. NCBI's taxonomy places the organism in Eukaryota, Metazoa, Arthropoda, Malacostraca, Decapoda, Nephropidae. Gene Ontology annotation, biological process: translation. Gene Ontology annotation, cellular component: small ribosomal subunit; cytosol; ribosome. The transcript has 4 exons. Bases 8 to 535 code for a protein of 175 amino acids. The record is from RefSeq and is a predicted model, not a curated record. Gene Ontology annotation, molecular function: structural constituent of ribosome; RNA binding.